UCUGUCCCUAAACUGCGGAAACAGGCUUAAUUUGCUCCAAAAAGCUGGCAGCAGCAGCGGACACACGGGACCAGCACAGACUACAUACAGACCAGUACUUACAAGACACCCUGUCCACACAGCACUGAGGAGAUGGGGGACAAAGCAGGGACUAGAGUGUUUAAGAAGUCGAGCCCCAACUGCAAGAUCACAGUUUAUCUGGGGAAGCGAGACUUUGUAGAUCACCUCGACCGCGUAGAUCCAGUUGAUGGAGUGCUCCUUGUAGACCAAGAGUAUCUGAAAGAUCGAAAAGUGUUUGUGACUCUGACCUGUGCGUUCCGUUACGGCCGGGAGGACCUGGACGUCCUGGGCCUUUCCUUCCGGAAGGAUCUGCACGUCAGCACUGUCCAGGCCUUCCCUCCUCUGCAGGAGACGAAGACGCCCCCGAGCUGCCUGCAGGAGCGGCUGCUGAAGAAGCUGGGUCAGCAUGCCUACCCCUUCCACUUCACCGUCCCCCAGAACCUGCCUUGCUCAGUAACCCUCCAGCCGGGCUCUGAGGACACGGGGAAGGCGUGCGGUGUGGACUAUGAGCUCCGAGCCUUCUGUGCUAAGACUGUGGAGGAGAAGAUCCACCAGAGGAACUCUGUGCAACUGCUGAUCCGGAAGGUCCAGUACGCUCCGGAGAAGCCGGGUCCACAGCCGACAGCGGAGGUCAGUCGCAGCUUCCUUCUGUCUGAUAGAGCUCUGCACCUAGAGGCCUCGCUGGAUAAGGAGCUGUACUACCACGGUGAGCCCAUCAGUGUCAAUGUCCACGUCACCAACAACUCCACCAAGAGUGUGAAGAGGGUGAAGAUAUCCGUUCGUCAGUACGCCGACAUCUGUCUGUUCUCUACGGCCCAGUAUAAGUGUGCAGUCGCCCAGGUGGAAGCAGAGUGAGUUCUUCUUCUGUAAUGUUGUCCUCUUGUUUAUUUCAUUGGAACUACGUAUUCCAGGGUUGGGAACAAUGAAGAUAUACUGUAUAUAAUAAUGUUUUCGAUGAUCCACAAGAAUAAAGGUGUUUUUAAGGGAUUUUUAGUGCAGCAUGAUUACAUUCAAAGUCAACGCAAAGACGCAAAUAGAUGCAAAUUUGAGUAACGUUUUCAGCGUAUUGGGAACUUCCACUACAGGUGCAAGACAGCAAUAGUGGUUAUUUCAGUCUUGGUAGAUGUUUAGUGUCUCUUUGUAGUCCUUACACAUCUCUCUGUAGUUUUGUGUCUCCUUGUGGUUGUUUUAUUUCAUGGUGAUUGUAAGUCUCUAUGGGUCUCUUUGAAGCUUCUUUGGUCUCUUUGUAGUCUUUUUGUGUCUCUUUGCAGCUGUCUCUUUGUAGUUGUCUCUUUGUAGUUGUCUUAUGUUAAUGGUGGUAUCUUUGAGUCGAUUCCUGGAUGGUCCGAGUCUGUUUGAGUGACAUUUUGUAGGUGAAGGCCAGGGGCCCUGGCAGUUUUGGCCCCUGGGUCUUUGUCCAGUAGACCCAUUUAGGAUUCCAACCAUGCCAUCUAACCCUUACAAGUAUGUUGGCCCUGCUCAACAUAUACAAAGGGGUUCCACAGGAAUCACUUUUAGGUAUUGUUCAGUGUGGCUUUGUAGCACAAAGGCAGUAAAACUGCCUGUGCCAAAGCACACUGACUGUAAUCCUG
Anarrhichthys ocellatus (wolf-eel) is the source of this 1652-nucleotide messenger RNA. RefSeq names its product arrestin, beta 2b (gene arrb2b). NCBI's taxonomy places the organism in Eukaryota, Metazoa, Chordata, Actinopteri, Perciformes, Anarhichadidae. Gene Ontology annotation, biological process: positive regulation of ERK1 and ERK2 cascade; signal transduction; G protein-coupled receptor internalization. Gene Ontology annotation, cellular component: cytoplasm. The transcript is spliced from 9 exons. Bases 133 to 915 code for a protein of 260 amino acids. The record is from RefSeq and is a predicted model, not a curated record. Gene Ontology annotation, molecular function: angiotensin receptor binding.